Lachancea thermotolerans CBS 6340 is the source of this 669-nucleotide messenger RNA. It is a transcript of the gene VPS24, whose product is annotated as ESCRT-III subunit protein VPS24. Gene Ontology annotation, cellular component: multivesicular body; ESCRT III complex. The transcript has a single exon. The coding region runs from base 1 to 669 and encodes 222 amino acids. Gene Ontology annotation, biological process: protein transport; endosome transport via multivesicular body sorting pathway; late endosome to vacuole transport. The record is from RefSeq and is a predicted model, not a curated record. Lineage: Eukaryota; Fungi; Ascomycota; Saccharomycetes; Saccharomycetales; Saccharomycetaceae.
AUGGACUACUUAAAGAAAGCUAUUUGGGGACCAGAUCCCAAAGAACAACAUCGUAAGAUCCGCACGCUUGUGAGAAGAAAUGGAAGGUCGUUAGAUAAAUCUUUGAGAGAAUUGAACGCACUUCAGAGUAAAACACAGGCCCUAAUCAAACGUUCUGCUAAGCAAAAUGACACAAGAUCAGUACGGAUAUAUGCUCGUGAGCUUUACCAAAUCAAUAAGCAGUACAAGCGCAUGUAUACUUCUAAAGCACAACUGCAGUCUGUUGGUAUGAAGAUUGACGAGGCCUUCAGAAUGCAGAGUCUGCAAGAAAAUAUGGCUCUUUCUGCUGGACUAAUGCGCGAGAUCAACUCAUUGGUGCGCCUACCAUACCUGCAAUCUUCCAUGAUGGAGCUCGAGAAGGAACUGGUUAAAAGCGGUCUUAUCAGUGAGAUGAUUGAUGAUACCAUGGAAAUGGCAACAGAGGACGAAGACAUGGAAGAGGAGGCGGAACGAGAAGUCAAGAAAAUUGUAGAUCAGUACACCUCCUCUAAGCUGGACGAGCUCGACGACAUCCCUGCCGACGAAUUACCAGGAAAGGAAGAGGAGAUUGUGCCGGACGACAAGAUUGACGACGAAGCCGAUAACAUGCUGAACGAAAUGCGGGAGCGCCUUAAAGCGUUACAAAACUAG